This is a messenger RNA of Trichoplax adhaerens, 1791 nucleotides long. RefSeq lists its product as uncharacterized. The record is from RefSeq and is a predicted model, not a curated record. NCBI's taxonomy places the organism in Eukaryota, Metazoa, Placozoa, Uniplacotomia, Trichoplacea, Trichoplacidae. The transcript has 25 exons. Bases 1 to 1791 code for a protein of 596 amino acids. Gene Ontology annotation, cellular component: nucleus. Gene Ontology annotation, biological process: snRNA processing.
AUGCCUGAAAUAAAAGUGGUUCCGUUAGGCGCUGGACAAGACGUCGGACGCAGUUGUAUUCUUGUCACGAUUGGAUGCAAGAAUAUCAUGUUCGACUGUGGGAUGCACAUGGGAUACAAUGACGAUAGACGUUUCCCGGAUUUUACGUAUAUCACACGUUCAGGAAGUUUAACUCAAUUUCUAGAUUGUGUUAUAAUCAGCCAUUUUCACUUAGAUCAUUGCGGAGCUCUACCGUAUUUCUCUGAAAUGUGUAAAUAUGAUGGUCCAAUAUACAUGACACACCCUACUAAAGCAAUAUGUCCAAUUCUACUGGAAGACUACCGAAAAAUUACUGUUGAUAGGAAAGGAGAAAAAAAUUUCUUUACUUCGCAAAUGAUUAAGGACUGCAUGAAGAAAGUUAAAGCAAUUAACUUACAUCAGACUGUAAAGGUUGACGACGAUUUAGAAAUUAAGGCUUAUUAUGCUGGGCAUGUUUUGGGAGCUGCUAUGUUCCUGGUUAAGGUCGGAUGUGAAUCUGUUCUGUAUACGGGUGAUUACAAUAUGACCCCAGAUCGCCACUUAGGAGCCGCAUGGAUAGACAAAUGUAGGCCAAAUUUAUUAAUAACGGAAUCAACAUACGCUACCACAAUUCGCGAUUCUAAGAGAUGUCGUGAAAGAGAUUUUCUAACAAAAGUCCAUGAAUGUGUUGAACGAGGCGGCAAGGUUCUGAUUCCCGUUUUUGCCCUUGGAAGGGCACAGGAGUUAUGCAUUUUAUUGGAAACUUAUUGGGAUAGAAUGAACUUAAAAGUCCCUAUCUAUUUCUCGACUGGUUUAACAGAGAAGGCAAAUCAUUAUUAUAAAUUAUUCAUUACUUGGACAAAUCAGAAAAUUCGACGAACAUUCGUACAACAUAAUAUGUUCGAAUUUAAGCAUAUAAAGCCUUUCGAUCGCGCCCUGAUUGAUAAUCCUAAUCCUAUGGUUGUAUUUGCUACGCCAGGCAUGCUUCAUGGCGGUCUCUCACUUCAAAUAUUUAAAAAAUGGGCACCAGAUGAUAAAAAUAUGGUCAUUUUACCAGGCUACUGCGUUGCUGGUACAGUAGGAAAUAAAAUUUUAUCUGGUCAAAGAACCGUAGAAUUAGAGAAUAAACAAAUAAUUGAUGUGAAAUUAGCCGUGGAGUAUAUGUCAUUUAGUGCUCACGCUGAUGCUAAAGGAAUCAUGCAAUUAAUUAAACAUGCCGAACCUGAAAAUGUGAUGCUUGUUCACGGAGAGGCGAGCAAAAUGAAUUUUUUAAUGCAAAAAAUAGAACAAGAAAUUGGUACCCCGUGCUAUAUGCCAAAAAAUGGCGAAACUGUGAAAAUCAGGGCUUCGCCCAAAAUAGCUGUAGAUAUGUCGUUCGAGCUAUAUAAGCAAAACCAGCCACAGAUUUCUUUGAAGUCUCAUAUCCAUGAAAAUAAGAAGCCUCGAUUAGAUGUAGAUCCUCGCAUAAUUGAAGGAGUUAUUAUCAUGGAUGACAACUCAACAAGAUUGGUCGACUCUAAGCAAGCUCUCCACGAACUUGGAAUGAAAAGCCAUAAUUUAAAUUUUUGCAGUACUAUAAGCGUACCGGAUAAAGUAGUUCGCAAUGAACUACUACGUGAACUGUACUUACAUGUUAAGAGUGAUUUCCCUAAAGAAGAAGUAUCCCAGUCAUCAGAUGGCUCUAUUAAAUUGCAUUCUGUUGUUAUUGAGUAUCAAGUAAAUGAUGAUAGUGAGGCAGUCAUUGCAAUUUCGUGGGAUUACAAGCCAAUGUGUACUCUUGUGGAUACUGCAUAA